AUGCUACGUCCCAACCAAAACAAAACAUUUCCGGAGAAAGAAAAUGCUGACACAUACAAAACCCCUCAGAAAACCGUGUUGACAAGGACUCCCCUUGUCAAAACUCCAAAGACACCAUAUAGACCGCUCCAAGAUAAGACUAACAAGACACCUUACGUUUCGCGGGUGCUUGCAAGUGGUUACAAGACUCCAGGAGGGGAAAACAAACAGCUCGAAAGCGAAUUACGGUCUGUAAUUAACCCAAAGACAACUGGUCGCAAGAGACUUUCGGGGACACGUAGCAGACAUUCGAGUAGCAAAAGUUGCAAAAAGUUUGAUAACAUUGAGAGUGGCAAUAGUACAGUAUCAGAAUGCGAUGACAAGCUUAACUUUACGAUAGAUAAUGUACCGGAAGUGGAAUACUGUCCUCCUCGUAGUCCGGAGCCUCCUUUUGACGUAGAAGAGGAUCUUCGCGUAAAUCUUAAAUCCGACAUAUUAACACUACCAUUAAAUGCCGAUGCGUUUGAGUUUGAAGACGUCGAACUUGAUAUACCAAUAAUGCCCAAGACGGAUGAAGAAGGAGAAUUGCGACUUGGGGACAAAUCGACUUCUACGCCAGGAGGAAUGCAUGGAUUUGCAAAAUAUUACGAGAUGCUUUGCGACUUUGAAGAGACAAUUGAACAAAUGUUGGGAGGGCCAAAAUCUUUUGACAAGAUACUAGAGAAAUAUCAUAAGCUCGACUUUCCAUUAGGAAACUGA
This is a messenger RNA of Paraglomus occultum, 738 nucleotides long. NCBI's taxonomy places the organism in Eukaryota, Fungi, Glomeromycota, Glomeromycetes, Paraglomerales, Paraglomeraceae. The record is from the annotation of a GenBank genome assembly.